AUUUGCAAAACCACAACAAAACGUUACAAAAGUAACAGAAUAUGUUACAUUUUUGCCCGUCAGGUUUCAUGGGUGACUUUUUCCUUUUCCAGUUCGUUAUUCUCUGUUUGUGCACACGAUUUCAGUAAGCUUGAAGCUUUUUUUCUGCAGUUUUAGAUGUGGGAGAUUUAAGAGCUCGGAAUCGGAUCCAUCAUCCAUCUACUAUCUGUACGGCCGCAGCUCCGGACUUGGUUGCGAGUCGCGACGGUGCGACUUAUCAUGAAGUGUUUGAAGUUUUGAACUGUGUCUUUACCGAAUUAUAGCAUCACCGGGAAUGGCUUACCGUGGAGUUCUGCGCUUUGCUCCCCAUCUUCAGACCGGAAAGCAGGACUGCUUUACCGCCUUUACGGGAAACAUCCGGCGGCACAUUGCGACCACUUCGCAUCGGUGGAAUGAUGGCGAAACUACAGCUGUCUCCUACGACUUCCCAACCGUCAAAGUGGACAGAAUUCCCGACAAAGCGGGAUUGCUCCACGUUCAGCUCAACCGUCCCGACCGGCUCAAUUCCCUGAAUCCGCAGGCCUGGAAAGAUAUCGGUGAAUGUUUCGACAAAAUCGCUUCCGAUCCAGAAGCUCGAGUGGUGGUUCUUAGCGGAAACGGCAAACACUUUUGCGCUGGACUGGACCUGAUGGAUAUGGGUCCGUUAAUGGAGCUAGUUGGAGGCGACACGGAAUUUGCUCGUAAAGCUCUGAAGAUGCGCGAAACCAUACUGAAAUACCAGGCUACAUUGUCGGCCAUCGAGAAAUGCCCAAAGCCAGUGAUUGCAGCCGUCCAUGGAGGCUGUAUUGGAGCCGGCAUAAAUAUGGUGGCAGCGUGCGAUAUCCGGUACUGCACGGAAGACGCUGUAUUCGCAAUUAAGGAGGUGGAUAUCGGAAUUGCCGCUGAUGUUGGUGUACUGCAACGCAUGCCGAAAUACACCGGAAACGAUUCUUUACUCCGCGAACUAGCCUUUACUGCUCGAAAUUUUUCGGCUGCUGAAGCCCGGAAGAUCGGCUUCUUAUCGAAAACAUUCGAUAGUAAAGAGGGAAUGUUAAACAGCGCUAUGGAUCUUGCCGCCGUGAUUGCCCGGAAAAGCCCUAUAGCAAUUCAAGGAACGAAGGUCCAUUUGAACUACAGUCGGGAUCAUACAGUGCAGGAAGGAUUAGAAAGCAUGGCUAAUUGGAACAUGGCAAUGUUGCUCAGCGAAGAUUUGAUGAAGUCUGCUACUGCUUCCAUGGACCGGUCUGGAAAAACAAUUCCUAAAUUCGAAAAUUUGCUAUGAUUUCAUGCACUUCUUCAGUAGCGCACUGUAAGUCUGUAACAAAACACCUGCGACUGGCCUUGUUGCAUAUCGUGGCAAGUUGGCAACAUCCGUGCGAGCGGGAGCAGCGGCUGCAAAGGCGGAACAGGAUAAGCCGAUAAGGCAGCCAAGUGCCAGAACAUGACCCAAGACUGCCUGUUCAGCGCUUUGGGCUUCGAACGCUAGGACCAGUCGGACCGGAAUGCUACUUACGGAAGUGGGUAGGAGGGUACGGCAAGAAACCGGCGUGGCACGAGCACCGGGUUUUCUCUGCUAAUACGCUGGCGUAGAUAUGUUGACAUAUCUUAUACGUUUAUCAAUAUUCCGGAAUAUCUACGCCAGCGUAUCAGCAAAGGAAUCCAGCGCGGGAACGCGACCUCCGUUCAGGGAACAGCUCCCUGCUCCAACCGGAG
Messenger RNA from Paramacrobiotus metropolitanus, 1731 nucleotides. Its product is annotated as delta(3,5)-Delta(2,4)-dienoyl-CoA isomerase, mitochondrial-like. Bases 314 to 1300 code for a protein of 328 amino acids. The record is from RefSeq and is a predicted model, not a curated record. Lineage: Eukaryota; Metazoa; Tardigrada; Eutardigrada; Parachela; Macrobiotidae. The transcript has 7 exons. Gene Ontology annotation, molecular function: delta(3,5)-delta(2,4)-dienoyl-CoA isomerase activity. Gene Ontology annotation, cellular component: mitochondrion.